This is a messenger RNA of Entrophospora sp. SA101, 201 nucleotides long. NCBI's taxonomy places the organism in Eukaryota, Fungi, Glomeromycota, Glomeromycetes, Entrophosporales, Entrophosporaceae. The record is from the annotation of a GenBank genome assembly.
AUGGAAGCUCGAAAAAAUUUAGAGAAAUCAAUAGCAGAAGGAGUUGCGAAAAAAUCAGGGGAAAGAGAAAGGAAAUUAAGAGCGGCAAACAGGAGAUUAAGAACACAAUUAGAAGUAGAAGGAAAGAUUCCGCCAGACAGCCAUGACAUUGACGAUGAUGAAAGGAGACAAGAGGCAAUUCGAGAAGUUGAGACAUGCUGA